Messenger RNA from Hirsutella rhossiliensis, 564 nucleotides. RefSeq lists its product as uncharacterized. The record is from RefSeq and is a predicted model, not a curated record. The transcript has a single exon. Lineage: Eukaryota; Fungi; Ascomycota; Sordariomycetes; Hypocreales; Ophiocordycipitaceae. Bases 1 to 564 code for a protein of 187 amino acids.
AUGGCGCGGCCGUGCUUCAAGUUUGUGCUGGCCUGGCUCCUCGCCAUGGUCGGAGCCGGGCACAGUGUCACGGGCCUGGUGGCACCGCCAAGGACGUGGGCGGACAUGGUGCAUCUCGCCAAGAACAACGACGCGGACCCGGAGGCGCCACACGAGCCAUUAAGCGCCGAGGGGCAGGCGCUGCUUAUCCAGGCGCGGACCGAGAUGCGGUGCCGGUACGCCUUCACGGACCUCAAGCGGACGUACAAGAUAUACCGCAUCUUCCUGGGCCACAGCAUGGUAGCGUACCCGGGAUGGUGCGAGGCGAUAGAGGCGGCGGUGCGUGGCCUGUGCGGCAAGGACAAGCUGGGCCCGGACGAGAUCGAGUGGCUACGGUGCGACACGGACGGGCACGACCUGCUGUGGCAGCGGGGGGCGGUGGCGACGUUCAAGCUCAAUGUGCCGACCGAGGUGCGGCCGCGGUGCGUGACGGAGGCGGUGAGGGCGUCGGUGCCGGGGUCGCAGGUGGGAUGGAUGGGGCAGAGGGGGUGCUACGAGGCAUAUGGGUUUGAGAUUGAGUAUUGA